Harpegnathos saltator (Jerdon's jumping ant) is the source of this 4611-nucleotide messenger RNA. RefSeq names its product 1-phosphatidylinositol 4,5-bisphosphate phosphodiesterase. The coding region runs from base 433 to 3750 and encodes 1105 amino acids. Gene Ontology annotation, biological process: phosphatidylinositol-mediated signaling; release of sequestered calcium ion into cytosol; phosphatidylinositol metabolic process. The record is from RefSeq and is a predicted model, not a curated record. Gene Ontology annotation, molecular function: calcium ion binding; phosphatidylinositol-4,5-bisphosphate phospholipase C activity. The transcript is spliced from 20 exons. Lineage: Eukaryota; Metazoa; Arthropoda; Insecta; Hymenoptera; Formicidae.
UUUCUUCCACCGCUCCUGGAAGGCGUCCGGUGCCGGAGCGAGAGAUCGCGCGCGUAAAGACGUCCAUAUCCGCUAUUGCUUCCCGUCACUUUUCCGGAGUCCGGACUUCGGCGCGUGUGCUCGUCUGAUGUGUGGGUGAAGCUUCGUCGGUGGAGGAUGAGAUCAUUGGCCGACGCUCCGCCGCUCUCGUCGUUCGACGGAUAAUUCUCCAGGCAGGCAAGCAGGCAGGCAGGCAGGCAGGCAGGCAGGCAGACAGGCAGGCAGGCAGGCAGGCAGAUAAGCGAGUAGGCGGACAGGCGGGCAGAGGACCGAUCGAGCCGCGCAGCCGCGAAUUAAAAUGAGCAAAUCAACCCGGAAGAGACGUUCUUAACAUUAACCGGGAAACGCCGUAUCUGGGCUGACUUUGCCGGAAGUCGGCGGAACGCCGCGGAGAUGACGAAGAAGUUCGAGUUCAACUGGCAGAUCGAGGUGCCGGAAGCGCUCCGUAACGGUUGCAUUUUCGAUCGCUGGACGGAGGAAAAGGACAACACGGAAAUCGAGUUGAAUUGUCUGUUCAAGGUCGACGAAUACGGCUUCUUCAUCUAUUGGCAGAGCGAGGGGAAGGAUGGCGACGUGUUGGAGCUGUGUCAAGUGAGCGACAUUAGGGCCGGGGGGAUCCCGAAGGACCCAAAAUUGUACGACAAGCUGCUUAGCAAGCACGGCGAACAAUUAGAAGAGAAAAGUCUCACCAUCUGUUCCGGUGUCGAUUACACCAACAUCAAUUAUCAGCAUGUCGUGUGUCCGGAUUCCGCCACAGCCAAGGUAUGGUUGGAUGGCGUUCGAUCGAUCACGCACAACGUCAAAGCGAACAACGUUUGCCCGCUCACGUGUCUGAAGAAACACUGGAUGCGACUUAGGAUGUUGGUAGAUCCUAACGGAAAAGUUCCGGUGAAAGUGGUCGCGCGAACUUUCGCAUCCGGCAAAACGGAAAAGCUAGUUUAUCAGUGUCUCUCUGACUUAGGCCUACCUAGCGGAAAGAACGACGUGAUAGAACCCGACGAUUUCACAUUCGACGCGUUCUACGCGUUGUAUCACAAAAUAUGUCCGAGGAACGACAUAGAGGAAUUGUUUCAAUCCAUAACACAGGGUAAAGCCGACACGAUUAAUCUGGAGCAACUGAUUACCUUCCUCAACGAGAAGCAGAGAGAUCCGACCCUGAACGAAAUUCUCUAUCCCCUCUAUGAUGAGAAGCGGGCGAUGGAGAUCAUCAAUGAUUACGAGCAGAACGAAGUUGCGCGCAAUGAAAAAACGAUGACGAGAGACGGCUUCAUAAGAUACCUGAUGUCCGACGAGAACGCACCGGUUUUUCUCGACAGACUGGACGUUUAUAUGGAUAUGGACCAGUCGUUGGCGCACUACUAUAUCAAUUCGAGUCACAACACGUACCUGAGCGGCCGACAAUUUGGCGGGAGGAGCAGCGUCGAAAUGUACAGACAAGUUCUACUAGCCGGAUGCAGAUGCGUCGAAUUGGAUUGUUGGGACGGCAAAGGGGAAGACGAGGAACCAAUAAUCACUCACGGCAAAGCCAUGUGCACUGAUAUUCUAUUCAAAGACGUUAUAUACGCAGUUAGAGACACGGCCUUCGUUACAUCGGAAUAUCCAGUGAUUCUCAGUUUUGAAAAUCACUGUAGCAAGAAGCAGCAAUACAAGUUGGCCAAGUACUGUGACGAGAUACUGGGUGAUCUGUUGUUGAAGGAGCCACUGAAGGAAUAUCCGCUGGAGCCAGGAGUACCGUUGCCGCCGCCCAGUAUGCUGAAGCGCAAGAUUCUUAUUAAGAACAAGCGCCUAAAGCCCGAGGUCGAGAAGCAGGAGUUGGAGCUCUUUAAGCAAGGUCAAUUCGUGAUUGAGGACGAGGUCAAGGAAGACGCCAGCGCGCCGCCAUCCGUCGCCGCAGUCGUCGUAGAACAGCAACCGGUAAAGGAAGAUAAUUCUGUCGUCGAUGUGGUAACGUCGGUAGUGACCGGCAUUCAGCAACAGCAAUCUGGCAGUGGCCCAGCUGGUCUCGGCGAAAGUAUAGAGCUAGUGGCGGCUUUGCCUUAUACCGGAAGCACCACCAAUGUGCACCCGUGGCUGUCCUCCAUGGUCAACUAUGCACAACCCAUCAAGUUCCCCGGCUUCGAUGUUGCCGAACAGAAAAAUCUUCAUCACAAUAUGUCUUCCUUCGCGGAAACGGCUGGCCUGAACUACUUGAAAACGUCGGCCAUCGAGUUCGUGAAUUAUAACAAACGGCAGAUGAGCAGAAUUUACCCGAAAGGCACACGAGCUGACUCUUCCAAUUACAUGCCGCAAGUCUUCUGGAACGCUGGUUGCCAAAUGGUGUCGCUGAACUUCCAGACCGCGGAUUUGCCCAUGCAACUGAAUCAAGGCAAGUUCGAGUACAACGGCUCUUCGGGUUAUUUGUUAAAGCCGGAUUUCAUGAGACGCGCCGACAGGAGCUUCGAUCCUUUCGCCGAGAGCCCCGUGGACGGAGUGAUCGCCACGCAAUGCAGUGUUCAAGUAAUAGCCGGUCAGUUCUUAUCAGACAAGAAAGUUGGAACUUAUGUGGAGGUCGAAAUGUACGGCCUGCCGACCGAUACGAUACGUAAGGAAUUCCGCACCAGAGUGGUUCCCGCCAACGGAUUGAACCCCGUCUAUAACGAAGAGCCUUUCCUCUUUAGGAAAGUCGUCCUACCGGAUUUGGCUGCUUUGAGAUUCGCGGUAUACGAUGAAUCGAACGGUAAACUGCUGGGGCAAAGAAUUGUUCCUUUGGACGGCUUGCAGGCCGGAUAUCGACAUAUUGCGUUGCGAACUGAAGCUAAUUUUCCCAUGUCUCUGCCUAUGCUGUUUUGUAACAUCGACAUCAAGAUCUACGUGCCGGACGGUUUUCAAGAAUUUAUGGACGCCUUGACGGCGCCGCGAGCGAUUAGAAAGACCGAGAGUAUGUCGCAGAAUAAAAUGCGCGGCUUGGGGAUCGAAGAGAGCAAUAGCAAAAACAACGUGGACGCGGUAGCGCCUCAUCACCACGAAGCCAAACCAAGAGAAGAAAUGAAGUUUGAUCCGAUCAACUUGGAUACUCUGAGACAAGAGAAAAGUUACCAAAAAGUAUUACGGAAACAACAAAAAGAGUUGGAGUCGCUGAGAAAGAGGCAGCAUAAAGAGAAGCUCACGGUUCAGAAGCAACACUACGUUGCCAUAGAGAAGAUUAUUAAAGGAAAAAACAAAGCGGAGAUUUCCAGGGACUCGAUCGUUCGCCGCGCCGUCACCGAACAGACCGCUCAAUGGUCUCGUCUGGCCGACAGACAACGGCGAGAGGAACGCGAUCUUGUCCGCGGACACCUGGAGGAACGACGGGCGCAACUGUGCAAAUUGUGCGCGACAGCGCAAGUGGCGCAACAGAAGCAACUGACCGCGCGGCACGAGCGCGAGAUUAAGGAAAUGAAUGCGCGGCAGGCGAGAAUGUCGGUGGAAAGCAUGAGGGAGGUGAUGAAUGAUAAGACUCUGAAGACGCGAGGAAUCAAGGAGGGCAGGCUUAGAGAAAAACAGCAGAACAACACAAAAAAGUUCAUGGAGGAGCGCAAAGUCGCUCAGAUGAUUCAGAACAGGGAAAAAGAGAAACUCAAAGUGAUCCAUGAGAAACAAUUGGAAGAGCUGCAGAAGGAUAUGAAUGCGAUAAUGGAUAUGUACAAGGACGAGGGGAUGGAACUGGAACCUAAGACUGAAUUCUAUGUGUAACGAGUGUCAACCGAGUUUCUCCGCAACUCUCCUCCGUAGCAGGAAUGCGCUACGAAAACGAGGACUCUUUUCAGACAAUUUACUAUUAUCGUUAAUUAUACUUGGAAUUGGGAUCAAGCUUCGUUAGCUAUCAUUCUCGUAUCUGCCGACAAAUGUCGCGCGUUGUGAGAAGCAGAGACAAACGAGCAACCACACUAACGUUUCUAAUUCAUUCAACCGAGUAUUUUUUUAUAUAUAAACAGACAUCUCGUGUCUCCAUAUUGUCCGAGUACCUAGACUAUUGAGGGAGUCAAUAAAAUUUUAAAAAGUGAUCUCUAGUCAAGUAUUAGGUAUAUAUUCGUAUAUAAAAAAAAUAUAUAUAUAUACAUAUAUUACGAUCGGGAUUGAUCAAACGAUGAAAAAGAUUCGCCGCCCGAUAAACGUCGAGGUAAAUAUUUUUCGAUUGUUAACACUAUUGUCGAAGUCUAUCGAAGAGGAGAAUGUGUACGUAUGUGUGUGUGUGUGUGUGUGUGUGUGUGUGUAUGCGUGUGUGUGUUCGCGUGUGUGAGUCUGUUGUCUAUAUUUGCGAGUCGAUGCCUAAUUCCGAGAGGAAAUUUUUCGCUGUUAUCGUAACGAUUCCUAGACUACACACACUUUGAAUUGAGAGACGCUCUCACGAUCGGACUUGACCGAUAAUUUUCGUGACUGCUGAUCAUGAUUAGUGGUAAUGAUUAAAUACUAAGUAUUAGAGAGUUAGAAUCUCGAGAUCGUACGAUUUUCAGCCAUGAUUGUAAGGAGCGCCCUUCGGCAGGGCGACGCUCUCGCACGAAUGUGGUCACAUAGGGUUGUAAAUAAAGAUUAAACGAGAGCCUAGCACAAUGA